AUGCCUUUCGCCUACGAUCAUAUAGACACACGACAUAAAGACCAUGCAGUUAUGAUGUCGUUUAGUUUCAACGACCAAGAAGCUCAAAGUACAAUAUGGCGUGCAAUGUCUUUAAUUAAUAAUACAGAAUUUCACUACAAACAUAUUGGAGGGUCUGCAGGAGUAUCCACUGUGGUCACAUACCUUCUCGAUGAAUAUUUAAUAGAUGACUAUUUUAUAUCGGUGUUUUGUGAAGAUGUGGAAGCAUUUGUGAGGCAUCAGAUAAAGACAUUGAGUUACUUGUCAUUAGAUAUUUUGGAUACCGACGGAGAUCAGAAAGUGUUAGAACCGAUCUUUAACAGAAUAUGUAGAUGUUUGGAAAAGUCACUGGAAUCGAGAACUGAAAAGUUGAAAGUAGAACAUUUAUCUCUCCCUGUUCUCAAAAUAAAUCAAGCUGAAGCAGCAGUCAACCUACUCGACCGUGACAUUCUACGAAAGGUUACUGUAAUCUUACCGUUUAAAGAUCAGGUAUUCACAGCAGAUGACUUCAUACCUCUAAUAGAAGGGCAGGGAUGGCAAAUGUUGGAUCUGAGAAUCAAGUUACAUGAGUUAUCAUUUGAAGUGUUCGAGAAAAUGAAAAAGCUGCUCACCUCCACUUCCAACAAACUCAAUUGUAUCAUCAUCGACUUUGAAACCAUUGAUGAUAAAUGCAUCGAGUUUAUUGAAGAACCACAGCGCUUGUUAGAUGGAAAGACUGUCAAAUUAAUAUUCGAGUGCUCAAAAAAUCCAGUUGAAGAAAUGACCAUGAUCCCUUCGAUAAUGAGGUCAAUUGUAUCAAGUUUAGGAAGUACUCAGAUCCAAUCACUUCGAAAGGUGUCUAGAGGUAUCCGACACUGUCUUGAUUAUAUCAAACCAGAUCCGCAAAUCCUCGCUUAUUACCUGGUUCUCAAGAAACCAUCGGGAGUUAGUUAUGAUGAAUUGAUGAAUGAAGAAAUUUGGGCGCGCUACAAAGGAUCUCUGGAACAGGAAGCAGAUCGAAUUGUAAAUAAUUUCGAAUUGAAAACAAGACAUCAAAAAAGAUGCAUGGAUUGGCUACUCAUUGGAAUGGAUAAAAAAAUCUGGAAAUCGAAAGAAGAAGAAGAAUCAGUUAUGUCAAAGUUUUUCAAAGGGAUAAGAGAUGUUUUGAUCUCUAGGUCGUCCCCAUUAAAAGUCAACACAUUGACUUUGAUGAUCCACCGAAUAUGUUUGGUAAUGGAUAUACUACCGUAUCUCGACACAGAAUCUUUGUCCGGUAUUACCCUUAGGAGGAUCGAAGGAAUUGAUGAAGAAUGUACUAUUGAACUAGAUGAAGUUUCAAAAACUGAGCAAUGGAGCAAGGCGAAGAACCUCCCCCAAUCUCCAGUCUUUCAAAAGUUCCAAAUAUACAUCAAAAACUGUUUGGCUGCUGACUUUCUUGGAACAUUGGGAGAACCUUAUCGAGUCGUCAACAAUUGCAAGUAUAUUUGGUAUUUCCGAAUUGAAAAUACCUCAGAAUAUCUUCAUGUAACGCUUGAACAAAUUCCUCUUCAAACUGGAGGCCGUUUGCACUUUGCGAGAGUCCAUCAUGGUGAAACUCCAUUCUUUUGA
This is a messenger RNA of Caenorhabditis remanei, 1605 nucleotides long. RefSeq lists its product as uncharacterized. The transcript is spliced from 5 exons. Gene Ontology annotation, biological process: innate immune response. Lineage: Eukaryota; Metazoa; Nematoda; Chromadorea; Rhabditida; Rhabditidae. The coding region runs from base 1 to 1605 and encodes 534 amino acids. The record is from RefSeq and is a predicted model, not a curated record.